AUGUAUCAGCAGCCAGUUAUCCCUUUGGCGGUUCCCGCGGCACCCAAACUCGAGCUGAAGAUCAAAUGCAAGGGUCUCGCCGAUUUGGAUGUCCUCUCAAAGUCUGACCCUCAGUGCUUCGUGUUUUUGAUGGACCCCAAGACAAGGACAUGGUGUAAGGAGCCUAUUGGCAAGACAGAGAUGGUCCUCAACAAGCUGGAUUGCGAGUUCGUCCAGAGCAUCAUUAUCGACUAUCGCUUCGAGUCAAUUCAGCCCAUCCGUUUCACUGUCGUUGAUGUCGACAACCGUAACAACCCAUCAUGGACCGCCCAGGAGCUCAUCGGUCAUUUUGACACUGAAGUCGGCAAGAUCGUGGGUAGCAGAGGACGCACACUUGCAGGAAGACUCGAGCACCCUACACGCCGAAGCUCCAACAGAGGAACGGUUAUUAUUACAGCAGAGGAACAGUCGCAAUCCAAGAGACUCAUCAACAGAUUCAACAUUGAGGCCACAAAGCUCACUAAGAAGGGAUUCUUCAGCUCGGAUCCAAACUCGUUCUUCAUCAUCCACCGUGCGGGCACGAACGGCGUCUUUUCACCAAUAUAUCAGUCACCCGUCAUCAAAUCCAAGAGUAAUCCCCUCUGGCCAGAGUUUUCGAUGAAGGAAAUCCAGCUCUGCAAUGGUGACCCAGAAAGACAGCUUAAAAUCGAAGUCAAGAAGUUCAAGGAUAAUGGACCAGAACACGUUACGAUAGGAGUUACCCCCGUCUUCACUUUCCAGGAGCUGUUAAACACUCAGAUGCCCCAGUACUUCCCCUUGUCGCCCAUGCCUGCAGGAACCAAUUUGAUGAUCCGAAAGAUGGUUGUGACCGAGCCCCCUUCUUUCCUCGAUUACUUGGCUGGUGGUAUUCCUCUGAACCUUGUGGUGGCGAUCGAUUUCACGCAGAGUAACGGCGACCCCCGCCACCCCCAGUCCCUCCACUACAGGAACCCUUCAGGCGAGAACGACUACACGAGAGCCAUCCGCAGUGUCGGAAACAUCCUCCAGUGCUACGACACCGACAAAAGGUUCCCCGUCUAUGGCUUUGGAGGAAAAGUCAACGGUCAAGUGAGCCACUGCUUUGCCCUCAAUGGAAACCCGCAAUACCCUGAGGUCGAUGGUGUGGACGGUAUCCUUGCCGCAUACUGGCACGCUCUUCAGUUCUCCGAACUCUGGGGACCCACCAACUUCUCACCCGUCAUCAACCAGACUGCAGCCAUCUGUAACCAGCAUCGCUCGGGUGCAGUCGAAGAGUACUAUGUUCUCUUGAUCUUGACUGACGGUGUAAUCACAGAUAUGGACAACACCAUCAACGCCAUCAUCUCAGCUUCGCGCCUGCCCCUCUCGAUCAUUAUCGUCGGAGUCGGCUCAGCCAACUUUGACAACAUGAAUGUUCUCGAUGCCGACGAUGAGCCUCUUCGGGCGAACGGAAAGACGAUGGCCCGCGACAUUGUCCAGUUUGUCCCCUUCCGCGACUUCCAGAACAGCGCCUUUGGAGGUGAGGCCCUGGCAGAGGCGGUCUUGGCAGAGGUUCCCGAUCAGUUUGUCAGCUACAUGACCCAGCACAAUGUCCGUGCCAGGACGAUGCCUCGCGCAGACACAAUGCAAGCCAUGAACAAUGGCGGCGUCUCGUAUGCCCCAUUAAUCCCACCAGGAUCUCCUAUUGCAGCACAUAUCCAGAAUGGUUACUCAUUACACUCGCCACCUCAUUCACCCUCCUUGCAUGGCAGCCCCUCUAUGAGCCGGGGUCCUCAAGGCAUCAACAACCGCAUAUCUUACCAACAGGGCAAGAACUAA
Molecule: messenger RNA, 1815 nt
Organism: Linnemannia hyalina
Lineage: Eukaryota; Fungi; Mortierellomycota; Mortierellomycetes; Mortierellales; Mortierellaceae
Source: the annotation of a GenBank genome assembly